Molecule: messenger RNA, 646 nt
Organism: Candoia aspera
Lineage: Eukaryota; Metazoa; Chordata; Lepidosauria; Squamata; Candoiidae
Product: hemoglobin subunit alpha-D-like
Exons: 3
Coding region: 112-540 (142 amino acids)
Biological process (GO): hydrogen peroxide catabolic process; oxygen transport
Cellular component (GO): blood microparticle; haptoglobin-hemoglobin complex; hemoglobin complex
Molecular function (GO): organic acid binding; oxygen binding; haptoglobin binding
Source: RefSeq, a predicted model, not a curated record
CGGGGAGGGAGCAGUUAUAAAAGCGGCGGUGGCGCCCCGGCUCCCGGUCCGCCUCCUCCUGGUCUCCGAGCCGCAGGCCCUCCCUCGAUCUCCUGCUCCUCUGCCACAACCAUGGUGCUGAACGCCGAGGACCGCAGGCUGCUUCAAGCCUCCGUAGGCAAAUUGUGCUGUCGCUUCGAGGAACUUGGCAGCGACGCGCUGAAUAGGAUGUUCGUAGCCUUCCCGUCGACCAAGACCUACUUCCCCCACUUCAACAUGACUCCUGGCUCCAAGGACAUCCUCCACCACGGGGAGAAGGUGGCCAAGGCGCUGGAGAACGCCCUGAAGCACCUGGACAAUGUCCGUGGCGAACUCUGCCAGCUCAGUGACCUGCAUGCCUAUAACCUCCGCGUGGACCCGGUCAACUUCCAGCUGCUGGGCAAGUGCUUCCAUGUGGCUCUGGCCACUCACUUACGCGGGGAGUACAAUGCCUGCACCCACCUGGCCUGGGACAAGUUUUGGGAAGUGGUGGCCGACCUGCUGUGCGAGAAAUACAGAUAAGCCCCACAGGCCGCAGCCAGGCACCCUCCCUUGCCACCUUCUGAGCUGCCUGCACUCAGGAUGCCUCACCGAGGCCAUUGAGCAAUAAAGUUUUAUCUGAACAGCU